Molecule: messenger RNA, 3822 nt
Organism: Closterium sp. Naga37s-1
Lineage: Eukaryota; Viridiplantae; Streptophyta; Zygnematophyceae; Desmidiales; Closteriaceae
Source: the annotation of a GenBank genome assembly
AUGCUGACGUCAGCGACCAAGGUGGGCCCGGAAGGUUCCUUGGAAGCUCACUACAAGCUGGUGGGCAACACUCUGGGGUGCGGCCGCGUGGCGUCCGUCAGGUGCGCCCUGCCCCGCUUGCUCCGCUGCCCGCCCCCCCUCUCUCCCCCCACCACCACAUGCAUGCCAACUCACCCCCGCCUGCUUUCCCUUUUCCCCCUCGCUUCCCACACUGCUGCGUCUCCCCACCAUCCCUGCGCCCUUCGCUCCUUCCUCUGCCUUCACAAAACCCCUCUUCUCUCUCCCCCCUUCUCCCCCCCCUUCUCCCCUCCUCCCCCUCCCUUCUCUCCCUUCCCCCCUCGUUUCGCCCGUCGGCCCACGCGCAACACCACCAUGGCCACUCGUGACUGUGCGUGCGGGGAGGGCAGGGAGGCGGUGGAGCGGGCAACGGGCGCGGUGGUGGCGGUGAAGGCGUGCUCCAAGAAGGUGCUGGCGGCUCGCCCCGCCUACAUCAGCCGCGUCAGUGCCGCUCCCUCCUUCCCCACGCACCACCGCAACCAUCUCCUUUCACACCGCCUUCUCGGUUUCGACCACCUGCUGCUGCUUCCAUCAUGCAUGCCCCUUCUUCCACCUCCUUCCUCUGCUGCGCUGCUGCCCCGCUCACUGCCCUCGCCCCAAAUGCCCCUCACUGUGCACUUUCACGCACCCUUCACCGGCCUCUCAUCUCCUCCCUCGUGCUUCCCUUCCUUAUCACACCGCAUCCCUCCCCACCUCGCCCCCCCCGUGCAGCUAUGGUCAGCACCAGCACCGGUCUCACCGCCCAUCAUCCGCCUGCUGGCAACGCACGAGGACAACCGGCACCUGCACAUCGUCACGGACAAGGCCCAGGGCGGCGACCUCUUCAUGGCGCUCGCUGCGCGCUCCUCCUUCACCGAGGCUGAUGCUGCGCACAUUGGUGUGUGGGGCAACACACACAGAUAUGACAGCUACUUUCGGAGUGAAGAUAUGCGUUCGUCUUUCAUCUAUCCCCCAUUUUCCUUUCCCCGUCCCCCAUUCCCCCUCACCUCCCCAUUUCCCCCCACUGCCCCAUAUUCCCCCGCGUUCAACCGUUCUGUUCGUGCCCGCUGUCCCCUCCGCCUCCCCUCUCCCCCCUCCCUGCUCACGUGCGCACCCAUCAGCGCGGCAGCUGCUGCAGGCGGUGGCGCUAAGCCGGAGAACAUUCUGCUGUCGGACACUCACUCGCUCACCAUCAAGCUCGUUGAUUUCGGCAGCGCUGCUCUCUUCCACCCCGCCCCCACGCCCGCCACCACCACCACCACCAGCAGCGGCACCACCACGGGCGAGGCAGUGCGGGGUGAAGAGGGCACGGAGCAGCGUGGCAAGGGUGGGGGGGUGCUGCGGGACUUCAUGGGCACGGCGUUCUACGCGGCGCCUGAGGUGUGGCAGCACGCGUACGGCCCCCAGGCGGACGUGUGGAGUGCGGGAGCCGUGGUGGCCGUGCUGCUCACCGGGCCGCCCCCCAGUGGACUCACUCGCGCCACCGUGCACUCCAAUGCCACGUGGCAGGCCAUGCAGGUGAGGGGCGUGCAUGGUAGGCCUGCAGGCGGACGUGUGCAGUGCAGGCGCCGUGGUGCUGCUGACGGGGCCGCCGCCCAGUGGACUCACUCGCGCCACCAUAUGCAGGUGGCACUCCAAUGCCACGUGGCAGGCCAUGCGGGUGUGAGGCGCGCAGCAGCGCAGUCGUUCCUGCGUGCCCUGUUGGAGCCCGACCCCUGGCAGCGCCCCACGGCCGCCCACGCACUGCUCCACCCGUGGCUGGCCGGCACUGCUGAGGGCGUUGCAGCUGCCGUUGCAGGGGACACGACACAGCCGGCUGUGGCGGCGACUGGUGCUUCCCUGGCGCGGGCAUCACCCCUGGUUGCAGCGCCCCUCACCGCCCAGCCUGGAGUGGGCGCAGAGGAGGCGAGCGCGGGAGAGAGAGUGAGUGGGGCUGCGGCAGAGAUGCAGAAGGAGGGGACAGGGAAGGCAGGCGAGGAGGACGGGGAGAGGAGCGCGAGGGACGAGGAGAGAGGGGAGAGGAAAGGGGAGAUGGCAGCAAGGCGGGUGGGGCAGAAGGAAGAAGAGAUGUUAUGGAAGGGGCGGGCACAGGGAGGGGCGGCAGCAGAGGGGCGAGUGAGGGGAGGCGUGCAGCUGGAGGGGUCGCUGCGAGGCUUCCGCCUGUACGCAGCUACCAGGAAGCUUCAGCGCGCGUGCGUUGCCCUGCUGUCGCUGGAGCUCAGCGAAUCGGAGUUUCGACAGCUCGUGCGCCACCUGGCGAGUGCCACAUCAGCACCGGGCACGUCACUGGAGGCAGUGAGCGAAUCAGGUGGGACUGUGGAGGGGCAGAGCGACGACAGGGGUGAGCAGCAGCAGCAGCAGCAGCACCCCCCUUCAGCCAUGCUGUCGCUGCCAGCACUGCUGGCGAGUCUAGACGCACUGGGGCACGAGCGGUUGUCACAGCAGCUCAUGGGCGUGCACAGCAGCGUCAUGGCGCACAGCAUGCUGGCUCACGUGCUUCCCACUGUGACGCUGCAGGCAGGAGCGGUGCACAGCGGUGCGAGCGCUGCUGGUAGCAGUGCAGCGGGCGGGGAAAGCGAGAGGGAGGGGUGCGUGCGAGGUGGUUCUGGUAUCGCUGCUGCGCUGGAGAAGCAGCGCCAGGAGCAGCAGCAGCAGGGAGCAGCGACCUCCUCUCUCGCCCAUCAACCCCCAGCCCUGCCUCCCGCGUCCUCCUCCCUUGCCAUCCCCCCCGUGCCUCUCCAUCGUGGGUCGCGGCGGUUCUUAGGGCUUAUGAAGGGAGGCGAGGGGGAGAAGGGAGGAGAGGGUGGCGGCAGUGUGCAUGGCGGCAGCCUUCACGGCUCACGGCGGUUCGUCAGUGCGAUCAGAGUGAGGGAGGGCGAGCAGCACAAGGGGGGCGGCAGCCAGCACGGCUCACGGCGCUUCUUUGGCCUCUUUGGGGGUAGGGAGCAGGAAGAUGCGAGUAGCAGGGCGGGCGGCAGCCAGCAUGGGUCACGGCGCUUCUUCACCAUGAUGCCUGGCAGCGGGGCGCCCAGCCCGGCAGCAGCAGGCGCGCCCAGCCCCGGAGGCAGCCUGCGCGGAAGCUUCCGCAUGGCCCGGCGCCUGGGGCUGCUGAGGAUGGGUGGGGAGGAGGGCGAGGGCGAGGAGGAGGACAUGGCGAGUCCCGGUGCGGAUGGUGAUGUGGUGGGUGCCAUGGGUGGAAUGGGCGCUCGCAGUGCAGCCCCGCUGGCCCUGAGAGGGCCGCUGUCUCCGCGCUCGCCGUCCGCCAGCACGCACAGCGACAACGCUGGUGGCUGGGCGCGACGACUCAACGCCCGCGCCAGUGCGGGUGGUGCCGGGAUGACGUGGCAGUCACCCGUUGGCCCGGGAAAGAGCCCCCUGGCUCAGGGUGUCUCGCCCCAGUCAGGUGGGCGGCAGCAUGGGCGAGGGGCGGUGGGGAGCGGUGCAAGCAGUGGUGCCGCCACACUGCCUGCUGCUGCUAGUGCUGGGGCGGGUCAUGCGGAUCGUGGUGGGUUACCGGGUGGAGUGGGCAUGUUGAGCUGCCAGCGCGUGCAGUCGUGUGUGGACCUGGCCGCCAUGGGUGGCGCUGCUGGGGAUGAGUCCAGCCCCGCUGCACGCAAUGGCGGUUCCAGAGGGUGGGGGAGGGGGAGGGGGAAGGGGGGUUUCUGGGGCCCGGUGAAAGGGGGAGUGCAGGGAGGUGGUGGGAUGGGUGGAAUGAAUGGCAAGGGCACAUCGGUGCACGGAGAGUGCUUGUACAGGGAGUUUCUGCUCAGCGAGUGCACACCUUGA